Messenger RNA from Caenorhabditis sp. 36 PRJEB53466, 3037 nucleotides. The record is from the annotation of a GenBank genome assembly. Lineage: Eukaryota; Metazoa; Nematoda; Chromadorea; Rhabditida; Rhabditidae.
AUGCUCGGCUCCUCCAGCAAUCCUGAACCGCCACUCCUCUCGCGGAUAAUUGGAGUACCUCCACCGCCCCCGCCUCGAGCACCGACUACCGCUCUUGUACUACGCAUCCCACCGGCUAGUCCGGCCAAAAAGAAGCAACCCGACACUAGGAACAAGUACCAGGAAACUGCGCUCAGAGAUAAAAAGACUGUGAAUAACAUACUCUUUUUGUAAUUUAUAGUAGCUGAAGGACUUAUAAGAUUUCAAAGCACUUGAAAAGUGAUAAUUUUAGGAGAGUAGUAGAAAAAUUUUGAUAGGAUUUAUAAAUUCACGCUAAUUCAACGAAAUUUUGCAGCGGACACCACUCGAAAAGGCUAGACAUCUUGACAAUCUUCCAUCGUAUCAGGUUAGUCGAGCAAAAAAAAUACAUAUGAAAUGGACAAAUUGAAAUACAUAUGAAAUGGACAAUAAAAGUUUCUGAUCGGGCUUCCUCAUCUCGAAUGCUGUUUCUGUUGGGUUCAAAUAGAAUUUCGCGCGUUGUAGACGUCCCUCGGCCCCGUUAUAUCUCGAUGAGACACUUAAUGUUAAUACAAUUUCUUCUUUCUCCCCCCGACAACACACAAGCAUUUCAUAAGUUUUGCCCCAUUCUUCAGAAGAACUUCAUCUUCUUCCUCGCUCCUUGGCACUUCCCAAAGUUACUCAGCGUUUGAACAUGUUUUCUCUCUCGCAUGUCACUUUAUAGUGUCAGUUCUGUCAAAAAAGAGGCCCGUGGGGGACGAAAGUCUAUCUUUGCCCCAUAAUAGUAUUUGGAUGAUCACUUAGAAUCUUGUGGCUACUGCGGAGUAGACGAAAACGACUUUCUGCGAGGCACUCUGGCUUUUCUUCCUUUCCUUUCCUCCUUUCAACACUUUGCUAUCACACAAAGUUCACACUUUCUACAAUUUUUCUUUCCAUUUUUGACGGAUAGCUGCUUUUUGUCUCAGAGAUUUGCUCUUUAAAAAUUUGAGGAUUUUAAAAUGAAAUUGUGAUGACAAGUCUCCAAAAGCAUCAAUGUAUCACUCAAAACAAGCGAAUACAAAGUAUAUAAAAAAGGUAACGGUUUUUUUCAUUCCUAGGGCUUUUUUUUCUGAUGUGAAAAUGUUCUUCACAUGUAAGACCACUGGCUAAUUGUCCGAAAAAGAGCUCCCGAAAAAUGUUGUCAGCUCGGUCUAUUCAAACGUGUAUAAUCAGAUUUUGAUGUACACAAUGUAGUUUCAUGAAAGGGUAUCAGAAAAUAAAUUGAAUUUGAGUAUAGAGUAAGAGCGACCAGAAAUAUGACAAAAAUUAGAUUAUUAUGAAAAAAUUGCCCCUAAUUUUUAGGCCCAAAAACUAUUAGACGGCUCCCAUCAACUUCGCAUCGACUCCCAUCACGUUGGAACAGCUGGUCACGGAGCAGGUAACGUUUUGAGAACGGAAUAAUAGUCUCUAAAAUUUGGUUUAGGAUCAGGCCACGGACACAAAAAAGAAUUCGGACCUGCGAUGAUUCUCUACUAUUUGGCGUCAGCGUUCCGCGCUUUGUAUCCACGUCUAGAUGACGAUUUCGUCGACAAACUCAACUAUUAUUACACAACAACUAUACGUGAGGACAGUUUGUUUAUUUUGGUCACGAUUUUUCUGUUUUCCAGUAGCUUCUUUUGCCCUUUUGGUAUCUGCAAAGCAGUACGUCGGUUUCCCGAUUCAAUGCUGGGUGCCCGCCACAUUCACCGACGCUAUGGAGCAGUACACGGAGAACUAUUGCUGGGUGCAAAACACCUACUGGGUGCCGAUGCAGGAAGACAUUCCCCGCGAGAUCUAUUCACGAAGAAACCGACAAAUUGGAUAUUACCAAUGGGUUCCGUUUAUUCUCGCUAUUGAAGCUCUACUGUUCUACGUUCCCUGCAUUCUCUGGAGAGGACUGCUUUACUGGCAUAGCGGUAAGUGAAGAAGGAGGACAAACUUGGUCUAGCCAGUCAGUUUUUCAGGCAUCAAUCUUCAAGGCCUUGUCCAAAUGGCCUGCGACGCCAGACUCAUGGAUUCCGAAGUGAAGACUAGAACGGUCUACACAAUGUCUCGUCACAUGCAGGAUGAAGUUCAAGUUAGUUAAUCUUGCACACAGUCUUGAGACCUACUAACCCCUCACCCACUUUAGCUCACAAACAUCGACAGACAAGCUCAUAGCAGAAGCUGCUUCUCUAAUCUACAGAUGGGCGCAAAUUGUGGACGUCAUUGCGGCUGCUACGUCACCAUGCUCUACAUCGGAAUCAAGGUUUUUGCAGGGAAGCGAAUUAAAAUUAAGUAGCUGGUUUAAAGGUGCUUUACUCUGCUAACGUUCUGCUGCAAUUCUUCCUGUUGAACCACCUACUCGGAUCCAACGACUUGGCUUAUGGAUUUUCGCUGCUGAAGGACUUGAUGCAUGAAAUUGAAUGGGAACAGACUGGAAUGUUCCCGAGAGUGACUCUAUGUGAUUUCGAGGUAGAUAAGAGCAUUUUAAUUGAAAAAUAUCACACUUGUGUUUAGGUCCGCGUUCUGGGCAACAUUCAUCGGCAUACUGUUCAAUGCGUGUUGAUGAUCAACAUGUUCAACGAGAAAAUAUUCCUUUUCCUAUGGUUCUGGUUCCUGACAUGCGGAAUAAUCACCGUCGCUAACACUAUGUACUGGAUUCUCAUCAUGUUCAUACCUUCUCAGGUCUGAGUUUCAAUCUUAUGUUCUAAGCCAUUUCAUCCUUUUUUCAGGGCAUGUCAUUCGUUCGCAAGUACCUCCGCGUUUUACCGGAUCAUCCAGCCAAACCGAUUGCCGACGAUGUCACUUUGCGAAAGUUCACCAACAACUUCCUCCGCAAAGAUGGUACGUACCCAAAAAACAAAUCCAAUUGAGAUUACUCUUAUGUUCAGGUGUUUUCAUGCUUCGUAUGAUCUCCACACACGCUGGAGAGCUUAUGAGCAGCGAGCUCAUUCUUGCUCUUUGGCAAGACUUCAACAACGUCGACCGUAGUCCUACGCAGUUUUGGGACGCGGAACAUGGACAAGGAACGAUAGAUUAG